Haemorhous mexicanus (house finch) is the source of this 1813-nucleotide messenger RNA. It is a transcript of the gene IFT57, whose product is annotated as intraflagellar transport 57. Gene Ontology annotation, cellular component: Golgi apparatus; intraciliary transport particle B; cilium. The record is from RefSeq and is a predicted model, not a curated record. Lineage: Eukaryota; Metazoa; Chordata; Aves; Passeriformes; Fringillidae. The transcript is spliced from 11 exons. The coding region runs from base 516 to 1550 and encodes 344 amino acids. Gene Ontology annotation, biological process: intraciliary transport; non-motile cilium assembly.
GCUAACUCCAUACUUCAGUUGUUGAGAAAUACUCCGAAUGGAAGAAAAUUUUCACAAUCUCUCUCCCGGUUGAUCUCUGCCUCUCUCCAGCUGCACGCUGACCCACCCGCAUGGCGCAGGGCUCAAGUAACUAACACAGAUGUUCGUGCAUUACCUUUAAGGGAAGCUGCUGUUUUUACAGUGAGAUCUACGAUUCGACACACGCUAAGAUUUCACACCUUUUAUGUUCCUUUUUUCGGGCCUAAGAAACUUUUUCUCUUAACCAUUUCUUUUGCCUGGCAAACCCAAAGCUCCUGCAAGCUGUAACGGAGGAAAUGAGCGAGCAGUAUGAGGUGAGGCUUACAGCAGUCACGAUGCCGCUCCUAACGAGCUAGGGGAGGCAGCGACAGCGCCAAUUCUCCUAGGGGCAGAGCCCAGGAACCUGGCACCGGGAGCGACGUCAGAGCCCUGCGGGCCCAGGAGAAAAAGAAAGGCACUACUUUGCGCUGCCCACCAAUCCCGGAGAGCAGUUCUUCAUGUUCUGCACGCUUGCCGCUUGGCUGAUCAGCAAAGCGGGACAUCCCUUCGAGCAGCCGCAGGAGUACGAUGACCCGAAUGCAGUGAUUUCAAAUGUGCUCUCAGAGCUGCGGUCCUUUGGAAGGCCUGUGGAUUUUCCUCCCUCAAAAUUAAAGACAGGCUGUGGAGAGCAAGUGUGCUAUGUUCUUGAUUGUUUAGCUGAAGAAGCCUUGAAACACACUGGGUUUAGCUGGAAAAGGCCAGCAUACCCAACAGAAGAGCCAGAAGAAGAAGAAAUAACAGAAGAUGAUGCAGAAUUAACACUUAGUAAAUUGGAAGAGGAUGUUGCAGAAGAAGAGUCAGACAAUGAAGAAAAUUAUAUUGACCUGAAUGUUUUAAAGGCACAAACGUACAGCUCAAACAUGAAUGACACUGCAAAGCAAGAAGAGAUUUUACAGUCCACAACAGAUGCAGCAGAAUGGAACCUGGAGGUGGAACGUGUGCUUCCACAGCUGAAAGUCACAGUCAGGACUGACAAUAAGGAUUGGAGGAUUCAUGUAGAUCAAAUGCAUCAGCAUAAGGAGGGAAUUGAUUCUUCUUUGAAAGAAACUAGGGGUUACCUUGACAAACUGCAUAAUGAAAUCAGCAGAACACUGGAAAAGAUCAAUAGCAGGGAAAAGUACAUCAACAAUCAGUUGGAGCACUUGGUUCAAGAAUACCGUUCAGCACAAGCCUUGCUGAGUGAGGCUAAAGAGAAGUACCAGGAGGGAAGUGGAGGAGUAACUGAAAGGAUUAAAGUGCUUUCUGAGAUUACAGAAGCACUAGACAAAGUAAAGCAGGAAACAGAAGAAAAAGGAAGCAGUAUGACUGAUGGUGCUCCUCUAGUGAAGAUUAAACAGGCCUUAACAAAAUUGAGGCAAGAAACCAUUCAGAUGGACAUACAGAUUGGUGUGAUGGAACACACAUUGCUGCAGUCAAAGCUGAAAGAGAAAUCCAAUAUGACUAGAGAUAUGCAUGCAACAGUGACUCCAGAAGCUGCAGUAGGCACCUAUUAAAAUAGGUUGGACCUGACUUGGUUUGCCCAAAAUGCAGUUUUCUACCAUUUGUUUUUUUGUGAGUUCAGAGCUUUUGUUUAUGUUGUGGUAGGAGGAUGUUCUUUUUUCCUGUUCCUUUUGAACAAGAUGCUUGUUAAAAGAUGCACUUUUUAAUGAAGUAACUGUGCACACUUUAGACUCAAGAGGGAGCCAUGUUUAGUUUUGUGCUGUAAAGAUUUACUGCAUAUCUCUUCCAAAUAUACUAAUAAAUUCUUGUUAGUGAA